This is a messenger RNA of Apis dorsata (giant honeybee), 2588 nucleotides long. RefSeq names its product phosphoenolpyruvate carboxykinase [GTP]-like. Gene Ontology annotation, cellular component: cytosol. Bases 1 to 2145 code for a protein of 714 amino acids. The transcript has 7 exons. Gene Ontology annotation, biological process: gluconeogenesis; cellular response to insulin stimulus; hepatocyte differentiation. NCBI's taxonomy places the organism in Eukaryota, Metazoa, Arthropoda, Insecta, Hymenoptera, Apidae. Gene Ontology annotation, molecular function: GTP binding; manganese ion binding; phosphoenolpyruvate carboxykinase (GTP) activity. The record is from RefSeq and is a predicted model, not a curated record.
AUGUCCGCGAGAGUCGAUCCGGCACGGUGGACGAAACUCGUAACGAGGAGAUUGCCGUUGGUCGCGACACCCUCGAGACGAUCGUCGUCGAUCUUCUUCUCGGUUAGGAAUCUUCCGGCCGAUUACGCCGGAAACAGGCAACAGGCGAGACGAUUCGGGGCGAUAUUGAGACACGGAACGCUCGAACCGAUCUUCAACGAGAUGCCGCACGCGGUCGACAUUUAUUAUCCGCAAGUUUCCACAUUGGUCACUAAUGUAGCGAAGAGUCCAUCCUUCAACAAUAAUUACGAAUAUAUAGGGAAGAUACCUUUGUUAAAUACACUAUCGGAAUGCCUCAGUCCAAAAGUUCGUUCAUAUAUAGAAGAAUGUGCAUCUCUUUGUUGUCCCAAAGAUAUUUAUAUUUGCGAUGGAAGCGACAUAGAAUACGAUCACCUGUUGAAACUCAUGGAAAAGAGUGGAACUAUAUCACCUUUAACAAAAUAUGAAAAUUGCUGGCUUGCUAGGACGAAUCCUGCAGACGUAGCACGAGUUGAGAAAUUCACGUUUAUCAGCACAGAACGUAAAUCCGAUACAGUUCCCACUACACGCAAAAAUGUUACUGGAGAAUUGGGUAAUUGGAUUUCUCCGGCUGACAUGGACAAAGCAAUCCUUGAACGUUUUCCAGGAUGCAUGAAAGGUCGGACAAUGUAUGUCAUUCCAUUCAGUAUGGGUCCAGUGGGUUCAACUCUUUCAAAAAUUGGAAUAGAGAUUACAGACUCUCCAUACGUUGUUUGUUCCAUGAGAAUAAUGACCAGAAUGGGUAGAAAAGUUCUAGAAGCUCUUGAGAAUGAUAAUUUUGUCAAAUGUUUGCAUUCUGUCGGCGUUCCAAAGACUGAUUCAAAAAUUAAUGUUAAUUGUUCCUGGCCCUGUGAUCCAGAGAGAACGAUCAUUCUUCAUAAACCAGCCAAAAAUGAAAUAGUCUCUUACGGAAGCGGUUACGGUGGAAAUUCUUUACUCGGUAAAAAAUGUUUUGCCUUGAGAAUUGGUUCAACUAUCGCCAGAAAUGAAGGCUGGCUUGCAGAACAUAUGCUUAUAUUGGCUAUCACAAAUCCAAAAGGUAAAAAGCGUUAUAUUACUGCUGCAUUCCCUAGCGCGUGUGGCAAGACCAAUCUGGCCAUGAUGAAGCCGACAUUACCAGGAUACAAAAUCGAAUGCGUAGGUGAUGAUAUCGCUUGGAUGAAAUUCGAUAAGGAAGGUAGACUUCGUGCCAUAAAUCCAGAAUAUGGAUUCUUUGGUGUUGCACCUGGAACUAGCUUCGCCACUAAUCCUAACGCCAUGAAAACUAUUUUUAAAAAUACUAUCUUCACCAAUGUAGCUUCCACUAGUGAUGGUGGAAUCUUUUGGGAAGGAUUAGAGAAAGAAGUUAGUGAUGAUAUUGAAAUCACCGAUUGGCAAGGCAAGAAAUGGACCAGAGGAUCCAAAUCGCUAGCAGCACAUCCAAAUUCCAGAUUCUGUUCUCCGGCUGGACAGUGUCCUAUUAUCGAUCCAGCUUGGGAAGAUCCAAAUGGUGUUCCCAUAGAUGCUAUUCUUUUUGGAGGUCGAAGACCAGAAGGUGUUCCUCUUGUAUAUGAAGCUAGAAAUUGGCAACAUGGUGUUUUCAUUGGAGCUUCGAUGAAGUCUGAAGCUACUGCUGCAGCAGAACAUAAGGGAAAGAUAAUCAUGCACGAUCCGUUUGCUAUGAGACCCUUCUUUGGCUACAAUUUUGGAUAUUAUCUCGAUCAUUGGCUAAGUAUGGCCAAAAUGAAGAAUGCCAACCUGCCAACUAUAUUUCACGUGAAUUGGUUCAGAAAAAAUGCGGAUGGCAAAUACCUUUGGCCAGGAUUCGGUGAGAAUUCUCGCGUUCUGGAUUGGAUUUUUCGCAGAAUCGAAGGCGAGGAUAUUGCUACAAAUUCUCCUAUAGGUCUAUUACCUAAAUUAGAAUCGUUCAAUUUGGAAAACUUGAAAAUGAAAAUAGACAUGGAAGAGUUAUUCAGAUUACCAAAAAGCUUCUGGCAGGAGGAAGUUAAAGAGCUUAGAGAAUACUUCGAUGCACAAGUCGGUGAUGAUUUGCCUUCAAUCAUUCGUGUAGAGCUUGAACUUCUUAGUUCUAAUAUAGAUCAACUUUAAAAUAAUAUCAUUUUUUAUAUUUUUAACAUAACGUCAAAUUUGAUUAAAAUUAAUUUUUUUUACCGAAACUAAGUGAGGAAAGAUUAAAAAAAUUUUAAAAUUAUGAAUCAAAUUAUUAAGAUUCAUAUUAAAUUCAGAAAUCAUAAUUUAGCUAAUUGUUAGAUUUUUCCAUUAUAUCGAAAUGUAAUAUAUUAUAUUGAUUUUUGAAUAGAACAUUAAACUGAAUCAUUCAUUGAAAUAUUUUCCGAAUAUCUUUCGUUUUUAACAUCGUUUUCAUUAGAAAAUACUUAUAAUUUUAUGAUUAUUUGGAACAGGUUUUUUUUAGAGAAGGAUCGUGUACAAGUAUGCAAAUUAAUACAGAAUGAAAUAAUUUAUCAUUUAGGAUAAAAAAAAUAUGUAUUUUCAAUAUACAUUUUAAAUAAAAAAUAAUAAUGAAUAAAUAU